AUGGCUUAUGUUUUGCAAAGUUGAAAGCACAUUGAAUUGGGAGAGCCGUCAGGAAUUUCUAGAUACGGAAUCAGCGAAAAUGGACUUAAUGCAAUUGGACGUCGAAUUAAUUGAUAAUCUAAUGAAUUACGCCGAAAAAAUAGAUGAGAAGGCUUCCCAACUAAAGAGACUAGCCCAGGAACUAAGACAGCCUUUGCACUCUGCGAAAGGUAGAGAAGAGGAGUACUUGGGCAAUCCUCUCCACAGUUUUCCACUCAUUCGACACAUGUACCAGGAUUGGCGGUACCUGGAAGAGUUUAUGAAGAAACCAGUGGGAGAAGAGGAAAUCCAAUUUCUAAGAAGAAAGUUACCGGAACUGCCCUGGCAGGUGGACACCGAGGAAGCCAGCGUCUCAAUCUUCAGAAUAGCUGAAACCUAUGGAAUGAUGCCCUGGGAUAUGGCCAACGGUCUCAUCGACAAUGUUCGGUUCAACUCCACACUGCCAGCUCUGGAUUGUUUUGAAGUCGCAAAGAUGUACUUCAAGUGGGGCUACUUCAAGCAGGCAUUACAGUGGAUAACCAUCAGCAAAGCUCGGAUGAAAGAGGAGUACUCCGGGGUUUAUGAGGUGCUGGGAAUGAAUCGCCAGGAUGUGGCCCUGCUGCAGGCUCGCUGUUUAGUGGAAUUGGACCGGAGAGAUGAAGCCCAUGAGGUACUUCUGGAUCAACCUGAUCUCGCAGACAAUUCGAUUAGCUUGCUGGACCAAUUCAAGGCCAAUCCUUACGAGGCAAUAGACAGUUCGCCCAAGUUGGGUGAAGGCUACAAGAGACUGUGCCGUUCCUCGUUCUCUCCGAACCCUUCAAAACUCCACUGUCGCUACAACAGCACCACCUCCGCCUUCCUGAUCCUGGCUCCCCUCAAAAUGGAGGAGAUCUCUCUGGAGCCCCAUAUAGUGGUGUACCAUGACAUCCUGCCGGAUAAGGAUAUCCAGCAGCUAAUAACCUUGGCGGAGCCACUACUGAAACCCACAGAAAUGUUUGACGAUAAUAAGAAUGAGGCAAGGAGCAGUUACCGCACACCGCUCGGUGGACCACUUUUGGAUAGCUUGACUCAGAGGAUGCGGGAUAUCACUGGCCUACAAAUCCGCCAGGGAAAUCCCAUUAAUAUUAUCAAAUACGGCUUUGGAGCUCCCUACACUAAUUACUAUGACUUCUUCAAAAAGAGAAACUCGGAAUCUAAAGGAUUUGGUGAUCGGAUGGCCACCUUUAUGUUUUAUCUAAAUGAUGCUCCUUACGGAGGUGCCACUGUCUUCCCGCGUUUAAAUGUUAAAGUACCUGCCGAACGGGGAAAAGUUCUGUUCUGGUACAAUCUUAAUGGCGACACCCACGACAUGGAGCCCACCACUAUGCACGCCGCUUGUCCCGUCUUUCAUGGUUCCAAAUGGGUAAUGACAGCCUGGAUACACGAAUAUGACUAGAUUUUCAUUCAACCCAUAUACCGCGAGGGAAAGACAAUGAAACACAAAUAAUAUUACAGCUAAAACUUAAGAUAAAACAACAGACGUUUUAUUUCAUUGGGAAGUAACUAACUAAGCAUAACUAACUAACCAAUAAACAUAUCGAAUUGAAUGUGCAGCGCAUAAUACCUUUUU
Messenger RNA from Drosophila melanogaster (fruit fly), 1627 nucleotides. RefSeq names its product prolyl-4-hydroxylase-alpha NE3 (gene PH4alphaNE3). Bases 8 to 1453 code for a protein of 481 amino acids. Gene Ontology annotation, molecular function: procollagen-proline 4-dioxygenase activity; L-ascorbic acid binding; peptidyl-proline 4-dioxygenase activity. The transcript has 7 exons. Gene Ontology annotation, cellular component: endoplasmic reticulum; endoplasmic reticulum lumen. The record is from RefSeq and is marked reviewed. NCBI's taxonomy places the organism in Eukaryota, Metazoa, Arthropoda, Insecta, Diptera, Drosophilidae.